UAAAAACUAUGCCAUAUAAUCAACGGUUCUCAAAAUUAAUUCGAAUUAUCCAAUAAAUUCCAUCAAAAUUCAAAAUAAUUUAUAUUAAAUACUUAGUUUAUUUAAUUGAUUUCAAGGGGGAAAAAAAAAAGAAAAUAGAAAUUGAAAUAACUGCAAGAACCUGCAACAGCCACAUACACUGACACACACACACACACACAACACGCACUAUCCAUGGCUGCCUCCACCAUGUUCCUCUUCCCACCCAAUCUCUCCAACUCUCUCUCUUUCUCCUCUCGCGCCGCCCCAUCUCUCUUCCCUCUCUCCCGAACCCACUCCACCUUCUCCUCCUCUGCCGCCGCAGCUUCACGAGCCGCCGCCGGCAAACCCGCCGUAGUCGACGUCUCCGCCUCGUCCCGCGCGCUCCAGGCACUGAUAUUCGACUGCGACGGCGUGAUUCUAGAGUCCGAGCACCUCCACCGCCAAGCUUACAACGAUGCCUUCGCGCAUUUCAACGUCCGCUGCCCGUCCUCGCCGUCAUCUUCGCCGCUCAAUUGGAGCGAAGAGUUUUACGACGAGCUGCAGAACCAAAUUGGAGGAGGCAAACCUAAAAUGCGAUGGUAUUUUAAGGAGCAUGGUUGGCCAACUUCAACGAUUUUCGAUAAAUCGCCGGUGAAAGACGAAGAUAGAGCAGUAUUGAUUGAUGUUCUUCAGGACUGGAAAACCGAGAGGUAUAAAGAAAUAAUUAAAUCUGGAACAGUUGAGCCAAGACCUGGAGUUUUGAGAUUGAUGGAUGAGGCAAAAGCUUCUGGAAAAAAACUGGCAGUUUGCUCUGCUGCAACUAAAAGUUCGGUUAUCCUCUGUCUGGAAAAUCUGAUUGGAAUGGAGAGAUUCCAAAGCCUUGAUUGCUUCCUUGCAGGGGAUGAUGUCAAGGAGAAAAAGCCCGAUCCCUUGAUUUAUUUGACAGCUGUUGAGAGACUGGGCAUCUCAGAGAAGGAUUGCUUGGUCAUAGAAGAUAGUGUCAUCGGACUUCAGGCCGCAACUGGAGCAGGAAUGUCGUGUGUGAUCUCUCAUACACCAUCCACUGCUAACCAGGAUUUUAAAGAGGCAGCAGCAGUAUACCCUAACUUGAGCAAUGUCAGAUUGGCAGACUUAGAGGCAUUGCUUAAAAAUGUUGUUGCUGCAAAAUAAAUAAACAUUAUGCAGAAUUUUAAUCAAUAUUGUGGGAUUUUGAUAUUGUAAAAUCAAUGAGAAGGUACGAUAGCUUGGAUCCAUUAUGUUGUAAUAGUAGUCUUAGGCCGAACAAAUUGUGCAUAUUCUAUAAGAUUUUUCCGUUGAAAAAAAAAAAAAAAUGUGAAUAUACCAUACAUGAUUUUGAGUUUCCGAGUACUCGUGCUCAAGCCAUAUAGUGUAAACGAGCUGAGCUGAGCCGAGCAUCGGCCUUAUCGAGCUAAGUAAAUUAUAUUUAGGGUAUUUACAUUUAUACUCGCGUGGCUUCCCGAGCACUUGAGUUUAUAACAUUUCGGCUAGAGUUCGAAGUGCUCGAUUUCAAACUUUGCUUUGACUCGUGCAUGAGCUACUUGAUUCAUUUUCAUCCUUGUUUGGGCACAUAUUGAAUCCUGAUGCAAAUCUUGCUUGGUUAAG
Striga asiatica is the source of this 1623-nucleotide messenger RNA. Lineage: Eukaryota; Viridiplantae; Streptophyta; Magnoliopsida; Lamiales; Orobanchaceae. The record is from the annotation of a GenBank genome assembly.